CACUGCGCCACAUGCUCCACAACAUUUUCUUUUGCCUUUUGCGGCUGAUUUGUCACUGCCCGUUUACUCCGCAAGUAAAACCCUCCACACAUGAUAUUUAAACCCAUUAGCAAGCAACCAUGAGCGCCACUGAUGAGUUCCAGAGCUGGCUCAACGAGCAGCUGCGCAAACUGAACACCGACGAGAACGUUUUCGGCUCGUAUAUCGUUGGAAUUUUGGAGGGCGACGAAACCACAGAUGAAAAAACCGAGGCUCUCGAGGGAAUCCUCAGCGAGACAGGUUCCGCCAACAUUGACGAACUGGUGGCCACCAUACUCCAAAAGUGGCUACAGAGCCAUCCCAGCGCCGAUGAUCCGCCCAAAAAGGGUCUGGAUAUCGAUGUGAAUGCCCAGUUGGCCAAGUUGCUGGAGCAACAGAAGCUGCAACCCGCCGUUAACAAGGAGCGUGAAUACACCGAGGAGGAGCGUCGCAUCAAGCAGCAGAUCCUAGCUCAAUACUCCCAGACUGUCGUUGCCAACGAGGACGACGAGGAUUCCGAGGAGGAGAGCGAGGAUGACAGUGGGACCCUCACCAGGAACACCAACAAAUCGGAUGUCCAGGCGCUUGCCAAGGAGAAGCGGGAGCAGGCCCGAAUGGAUAGUGCGGCCAAAAAGCAAAAGGACAAGGAGGAUCGGGAAAAGCAAAAGCAAUUGCGCGAGGAGAAGAAGGAGAAACGCAAAACCGUCAAAGGCGAACGGCGUCGAUAACCGUCCCCAAGCGAAUAUUUUUUAGACUCUUUCUAUAAACAACAAACAAC
This is a messenger RNA of Drosophila mauritiana, 796 nucleotides long. Its product is annotated as coiled-coil domain-containing protein 43. The transcript has 3 exons. Lineage: Eukaryota; Metazoa; Arthropoda; Insecta; Diptera; Drosophilidae. Bases 120 to 746 code for a protein of 208 amino acids. The record is from RefSeq and is a predicted model, not a curated record.